AGUACGUGCAAAAGAAUUCAAUUCCAAUCGCUAUGUAAUAAAUAUUUUCCGUAAUCAGUGAUCACUUAUUUAUUACCGUUUUUAAUUACUAAUCAUUUCCUCGAAUGAACUAAGUUUUGAACGUUUCUGAGCAGCAGUAUUACGUACAAUGAGUCUUAGCAGCCUCAUUUUUCAGUUUUGAAAAAUCAAAGGUUCUCUUUAGUAUGUUCCUUUUUGCAGCCAAGAUCUUGUUUAAUUUCUCUAAUUUUCCAUUAAACUGUGAUAAAAACUCGUUCCAUAUCUGCCAGAAGAAUGGAUGAAAGUCUGCUUGAUUCAAAUCUGGCGGAUGGAGACCUCUUGUCGGACUCCUCAGAAACUGAGGAGUAUGACUUGCAUAACGAUGAAACCUUCGGAGAUGACUGUGUUAUGGAGGAUGACUGGGAAGAGGUUCACGAGAAAUUGGCCGAAAUGGAAGAAUCUCAUAAAUUCAAUGGGAACAGCUUCCAUGGGCAGGAUUUGCAAGAGUCACCGAAAUCGAAGACUUCACAAGAUGUCGGAAUCCCAGGAAGCCCCUCUGUCAUCGAGCACUCCGGCUUUGUCAGAGUUUCCAAUAUUAACAAGGGUCAGAUUGGCAGUCCUCGCUCUCUAAAUGAUUCAUAUCAACUGCCACCUCUAUCAGGGGGCCCAAAUCUUGACAGCCUCUUCAAAUUAGCAAGAGCCAACACCCCCAAGUCUCCUGCUAUUAAAACUGUAGAACAACUUGAAAAGGAAUUGCAAGACCAGGCUGCUGUAAAAGACGUCAGAGCAGACCGAAGCACCUCACCAGAGGUGGCAGCAGCGAUUAGGCGAUUGAGUUUAAGUGCAAAUAAACCAGCAACAGGACCCCCAGUUUUAAAUUCAUGGCUCACACAACUGCAGCAGCAGCAGCAAGUAAAGACGAACGGAACUCCAGUCAGGAAUAUCAUCCCGAUCCAACCCAUUCAGGCGCCUUUAACACCGAUCAUGAGAAAUGCCCUCCCUGGUCAAGUCUCUAUAGCAACUCCAAUACCCGUUCCCAUGGUUGUCACGCCUCACAUUUUCCAUUCUCCCAUUCGCCCAGUCCAUUUAGGAACCAAUCAAAAUCCUAGUUUUCCAAUUUUAGCGGCCCCAGGGUCCAUCCCUAGGACGCCAACGCGGUUCGAACCAGCAAUUCUCAGGCCUAUCACACCGUCUUCUAUCACACCACCGAAGCCUUCUCUACAAGGGCAGAAGCUCUCUCAUCUCUUCAGAAUGCCACUACCGUCGGCACCUUCGCCGCACGUCUCGGGUUUAUCCUCGCCGAUGAUGAUGAAACCCCAGAAUCCAGAACCUAUGAACAUUGGGCAUGGGGAGAAUAACAUGAUCGGAGACGGAUCUCAUCCUAAUUCUAGAAAACGAGAAUACCAACGACAUAUGGACGCUGAAUCUGACCAUGAUGACAGAGAUCCUUACGCAGGUCUGAUGACGCCGCAGGAAAGACAUUGGAUUGCCCAAAUUCAACUCAUGCCGCUCAACACAACGAAGCCUUUUGAGGACGAUUACUAUUUCACAAUGCAUCAGCACAAGCUGGCCGGAUCCUACUCUCUUCGCACAGCAAAGAAAUCAGUCAUAGCAGCAACUAAAAUGCCUGAAGUAACGAUCGUUAGAAACAGUAAUUAUACUCCCCUGCAGUUCGAAAAUUCACUGGGAAAAAUUCAAGCUGGCAGCGUUGUGGCUCCAAGGAAGCUAAUCGAUGCCUCAUCAAUACAUAACAAAACACCAGCAGAAGAGACAUCAGGUCUUGGUGAAGGUCUCAAGGUUUCGACGGAAGUUAGAAGCGGUGGUAUUUCGCCUAGUCGUAAAGGGCUCCAAGACUUGCCGACUCCUUUAGUGCAGAAAAAAUCCUGUCAGACGCUUAUUACGAUUGAACAAAUGUUCCAACAAGUUCUACUUUUAGAAGAAGACUCAAGUCCCUUGUUCGAGGGGAAGAAGUUGAACGAUCGAGAUGAGUUAAUUAGGACUUUAUCAAACCAUCUUAAUGCCGACACAGAACGGAUAUCUCAUAUCAUGUCUGUCAGGAAAGGGAGAAUCCUUGCUCUCCGAUUGCUGCCAUUUAUCAGUGAUAAUAUCAAUUUUUGGAAAACUUUCACAUCAUCUCUAGAAACCUUGAUGAAAACGGAUGACGAUAUUUUCCUUCAGUUUUUACCGUUCUUCCGGAGAGAUCUCCAGACGACUUCCAUGGACGAAAUCAUCAGCUUAGUGGAAAGUGCUCUGCCAGUUUUAGCGUUCCUAGUUGUAAAUAAAGUUGGCAUCUCAAUUUUAGCAAGUUUAGUGAACAGAGGAGCUACUCUCUACGGACAAGCAAUGGUCGAAGAAAAAACAACAUGGAAAUCGUUUUUGUUGAGUCUAGCAGAAGCUUUACUCACCCGUGACAUCAAGGAAAGACCUGUUGUGGCUGUGGUGAAGGAAACUUUCUCUUUACAUUUAGCAGAGACGAAACUAGCGAAAGAUAAGAAAGACAUUUUAUUAACAGCUCUAUGAGAGAACCAAAUUAUAAUUUUUUUAGCUAUUGUAAGAUGCUUUUGGUUUAAUCGAAGAAAAGAAUGUGGACUGUAGAAGAUUAUCUUCAGAAUUUUUGAUUAUUAAUUUAGAAACAUUUCUAUUAUUACAAUUAUAUUUUCUUCUCUUAGUGAUUUCAUCAAGUUGAGUUGAUAAGUCAGCUGAUUGAAGUAUCAUCUAAUGAACAGAGAAAGGGAAGGAUUAACCAAAGCCCCCAACAAAACUUGUGUCCUCUUUGUGCUUAAAAAUGUUUUCAGAGCUGAGUCCACUGUAGUAUUAAAAAAAUAUCGACUGAGAAUUUCAGUCUGAAAAGCAUCAUAAGGCCAGAAAAAAAAAAUCACAAAAGCCCCAUAAAUUAUUUUCAAGUUUCUAUUUUUUGCAUGGCUCUAAACAUAGCCCUAGCAAAUGCUUGUUUUAAUUUUUCAUCUUCUCCUUUUUGUCCUGUGUAAAUUUCGAACAUGAAGUAUUUCUCUUGUAUUUUUAUUUGAGGCAUUCAGGAUCAAAACCUGUAAUCUCCGUUUGGCUGUUUAAAAAUUUUGCAAUUUUCUCGAAUUCUUACAUAAAUGACCGACGAGUUUUAAUUUGCAUAAUUUCUCAACAAUUUCCUACAAGUUAGCAAAAAAAUUAUGACAUAUUUUACCCGAAAAUUCUUAUUGAUUACUCUUUUCUAAAAAUUUAAACAUCUGCCAAGUUUUUCGACAGUGGAAUGGAGAUUGCAGUUUUUGAUCCUUGGUUUAUCAUUUAUGAGGUCUAUUCUCUUCAUCAAUUUUUUUCUUGCUCGCUGAAUAUGUCAGACAUCUAAGAGGGCCAGAAGGUUACAAAAACAAAUUUGACAGAUAGGCUCUUAGUGGCAAACUUUUCAGCAUUCAUCAGAUCAGUUGGAAACAUAUAUUUGUACUAAAAGACCUACCUAAGGUAUUUGUUUAAAUGUUUAACUGAAAAAAAUACUGUAAAAAACAAUUCUCUGUAGAUAAUCUUAAGCUGUGAUAUGAGAAUUGGAAGAGAUGAAGGGGGACAACUUGAAUUAGUAUCCCUGUUAACUUGUUAAAUUUAGCUAUAGUUGUCCCCUUCAGGAGUAAAGUCAAAAAACAAGGAUCAAGUUCUGAAUUUUUUUCGGAGUAGAAACUUCAAACCCCCAUAAUUCUUGGACAAAUGAAUGCCUCAAGGGCCUGUUUCUUGGAAGAAUAUAUCUAUCAUCUAGUUUAGUCUAUCAAAACAAAUUCUACGCUCACGAUGCCUCGCCUAAUUUCGUAUUCAGGCAAAAAAUAACAGUAAUAGCUUGAUCAUCCUCGCUUAUGCUGUUUUUUGCUAGCAUUUUGGCACCAACAAAAAGAAAACAUGAGAAAAAAAUAAGGCAAUGGCUGCAGGCUUAUGAUUGAAUUUGAUAGACAAAGCCGUAAACAAAGAAGAUGAUGGGAUAAUGGAGUGAGCCUAUUGGUUGAAACAGGUGGUUGUCAUGAACUAAAGGGGAAAAUGAUGAAGUAACCAUAAGGUCUCUCGUUGGUUGUUGUUAUUUACUCUAUUUUUUACCUCUGUUGUUCCUUGCAGCCACCUGCUUCCACCAAUAGGAUUCCUCCUUAUUCCUUUUGUCUUCUUUGUCUAUCAAAUUGUAGUCAGGCUGAUUCGAGUUUUAUGUGUGUGAGAUCACAUUUAAAAAUUUUCUCGAGCUUGCUCAGUUGCGCAAGUCUCUGUUACACAUUAACGAUUACUUAAUUUUCACUGUUAAUAAUAAUUGAAACUCUUUGAUGUUUCAUGACUUAUCGUGAUUUUUAUUUUUGUACUUAUGCAGAAGAAUCAGUAAAAACUUUCCAACUCUAAGAUUGUAAGUAGGUUUUUCUUUCAAAGUAGGAAUGUAAUUAUUAUGUUUAUGCCAGCACAGAAAGCAGUUUUAUCUUGUGAAUAUAGUAAUUGUAUCGGAGACACAGGUGCUUAUUGUGUUUUGUUAUUUUUUAGUUCAUUAUUUAUUUCUUAUUAUAAGUUCUCAUGCUUUUUUUCUGAUAAUCACCAAUGCUUUAUCAGGAGAAGUUCAGAAACUCUCAGUGUUCAGUUUUUAUAGUACUAGCCUGCAAUGCAUGUAGGAUAAAUUGUAAAUCUGUAACUCGCCACAGACUGUUCGCUAAUAAUUGGCAACUCAUCUAUUCUUAAAGAAGAAAAGGGAGUAGCAUGAUUAAUAAUUAGCUUUUAAGUACGAUCAAUUUUAUCGGUUAAAUUUUCUUUGGGAAUCUCUGAUCUAUCAGGAGCGUCUUUCCCUCUCGUUGAGGUUGAAAGGUAUCACCUUAGAAAACUGUUCAAGAGCAAUUUUUGACAAAAUUAGUCACAACUCUGGGUAAAGUCAAAUCAUUUUUUUAGUGUCCUAACAUAUGGAAAA
Bemisia tabaci is the source of this 4903-nucleotide messenger RNA. It is a transcript of the gene Patr-1, whose product is annotated as Protein associated with topo II related - 1. Gene Ontology annotation, cellular component: P-body. Lineage: Eukaryota; Metazoa; Arthropoda; Insecta; Hemiptera; Aleyrodidae. The record is from RefSeq and is a predicted model, not a curated record. Gene Ontology annotation, molecular function: RNA binding. Gene Ontology annotation, biological process: P-body assembly; deadenylation-dependent decapping of nuclear-transcribed mRNA.